AUGGCUACCAUGGCAGCGGCUGCUCGUGAUAUCUCCCAGGCCUCCUUGAGCCGAGACAACUUAACUGCUGUAGCGGCUCGGAGUGUCCCUGCGACUGUGACACGAUCUCAACAACCCCUUCCUACUCCCCCCAACUCCAUCUCUCCCAACCUGCCGCCUCAUGGCCUCAAGGCGCAGCUCCAGAAGGCCAAGCUUGAGCCUAUUGACUCAGACCUGGACCUUCAUGAGCCGUCGGAUCGACGACGUUCGAUCUCGCCUGGUCUCGAGGCUUCGGGUGCCAUCACUGGCUCUCUUCUCGCCAAAUACCACCUGCCAGAGAUCCUGCUCAACCAUGGCCCCCUGGCUAUCAGACACAUCAUGGGGUACCUAACCACUUCGGUACCCGGGUUUUCUGGAAUCCCCCCAACAAAGGCGCGGAGACUAGUCGUGGGAGCUUUGGAGGGACGAGGAGGAGAAGGAGGCGGACUGGAUGGAGAGGUGGAAUUUGAAAAGGUGGGAUGGGGCCGAUGGGAUGCUCGUAAGCGAGGACAGCCUUCUCGAAACCGACAAGGAACUCCUCCUUCAUCCUACGGCGCAGGCAUCCCCAUCGGCAACAUCGGCGGUAGGGGUCAGGACCGGCCCAGACUUAGCAUUGCGUCAAGCAACGGGGAUUCGGUGCAGUAUUCUCAUGAUGAUAACGACAUUUACAUGAUGGAGCACGAGGCCGACAAAAUGUCCAUGGAUGGAUCUGGAUCCGCUUCGUGCUCCGAGGCUCCGGAUGAUGAUGUCGUUAUGAACGAUGAUCCUGAGGACGCGACGGACGACGAGGAUUGGGCUACCAUGGGGGCUGCUGCUCUUCGAGCCGAGUCUUACCCCAACCAGGCGGCAGCUCAGACGGACCAUGGUUUCCGAUCCUCCUCUGCAUAUGCACCAGGUGGACUUCGUUCGUUCUCUGCCAGCUCCGGCAUGGCUCGUCCACCUCAAACACUCAACAUCGACUUCUCGGCGUUGGCGCGCACCUCUGACGCACAGGAGCGGGAGGCCGUCGAGGCCCUCCUCCAACUCGGUUCUGUAUAA
Fusarium musae is the source of this 1056-nucleotide messenger RNA. RefSeq lists its product as uncharacterized. Lineage: Eukaryota; Fungi; Ascomycota; Sordariomycetes; Hypocreales; Nectriaceae. Gene Ontology annotation, molecular function: sequence-specific DNA binding. Gene Ontology annotation, biological process: positive regulation of transcription from RNA polymerase II promoter by glucose. The record is from RefSeq and is a predicted model, not a curated record. Gene Ontology annotation, cellular component: nucleus. Bases 1 to 1056 code for a protein of 351 amino acids. The transcript has a single exon.